Odobenus rosmarus divergens (Pacific walrus) is the source of this 2854-nucleotide messenger RNA. It is a transcript of the gene CTAGE5, whose product is annotated as CTAGE family, member 5. Gene Ontology annotation, biological process: vesicle cargo loading; protein secretion; endoplasmic reticulum to Golgi vesicle-mediated transport. The transcript is spliced from 25 exons. Bases 55 to 2475 code for a protein of 806 amino acids. NCBI's taxonomy places the organism in Eukaryota, Metazoa, Chordata, Mammalia, Carnivora, Odobenidae. The record is from RefSeq and is a predicted model, not a curated record. Gene Ontology annotation, cellular component: endoplasmic reticulum exit site; endoplasmic reticulum membrane.
GUGGCUCCGCCAGGCCCUGGCUUCGGCCACUUCAGUUGAGGCAGCCUUGGCGCCAUGGAGGGGCCCAGGACGGCCCCUCAGUCGUACUUGGGGCUGGUUCUGGAAAAGCUACGCAGGGUUGUGGCAGCGUUGCCUGAAGAUAUGAGAGGUCCUAAUCCCUAUGGUUUCCCAUGGGAAUUGGUGAUAUGUGCAGGUGUUGGAUUUUUUGUUGUUCUCUUGUUUUUGUGGAGAAGUUUUCAAUCGGUUAGAAGCCGGCUUUAUGUGGGGAGAGAGAACAAGCUUGCUGUAGAACUUUCUACGCUAAUUGAUGAAAAAUGUAAACUACUUGAAAAAUUUAGUCUUGUUCAAAAAGAGUGUGAAGGCUUAGAAUCAUCCUUAAAGGAUGCCAGUUUUGAGAAGUCAACAGAAGCACAAAGUUUGGAGUUUGUUGAAGGAUCACAAAUAUCAGAGGCAGUCUAUGAAAAUCUGAACAAGUCUAAAUCUGAACUGGAGGAUGAAAUACUUUUUCUGGAAAACCAAUUAAAAGAAGAGAAAUCUAAACAUUCCGAACAAGAUGAAUUGAUGGUGGAUAUUUCAAAAAGGAUACGGUCCCUAGAAGAUGAAUCAAAAUCUCUUAAAUCACAAGUGGCUGAAGCCAAAACAACCUUUAAAAUAUUUCAAAUGAAUGAAGAACGACUUAAGAUAGCUAUAAAAGAUGCUUUGAGUGAAAAUUCCCAACUUCAGGAAAGCCAGAAACAGCUUUUACAAGAUGCUGAAGAAUGGAAAGAACAAGUGAGUCAACUUAAUAAACAGAAAAUAACAUUUGAAGACUCCAAAGUGAAUGCAGAACAAGUUCUGUGUGAUAAAGAAAAUCAGAUCAAGUCUCUUACUGAACGCUUGAUAAAGAUGAAAGAUUGGGCUGCUGUGCUGGGAGAAGACAUAAACGAUGAUAACUUGGAGUUGGAAAUGAGUGAAUCAGAAAAUGGUAUGCAGUUGGAUAAUCAACCAAAAGGAGCUUUGAAGAAGCUGAUUCAUGCUGCUAAGUUAAAUGCUUCUUUAAAAACCCUGGAAGGAGAAAGAAACCAAAUUUACAUUCAAUUAUCUGAAGUAGAUAAGACAAAAGAAGAGCUUACAGAGUGUAUUAAAAAUCUCCAGACUGAACAAGCAUCUUUGCAGUCAGAAAAUAUACAAUUUGAAAGUGAGAAUCAGAAGCUUCAGCAGAAACUUAAAGUAAUGACCGAAUUGUAUCAAGAAAAUGAAAUGACACUUCACAGGAAAUUAACAGUAGAGGAAAAUUACCGAUUAGAGAAAGAGGAGAAACUUUCCAAAGCAGAUGAAAAGAUCAGUCAUGCAGCUGAAGAGCUGGAGACCUACAGAAAGCGAGCCAAAGAUCUUGAAGAAGAAUUGGCGAGAACCAUUCAUUCUUAUCAAGGGCAGAUUAUUUCCCAUGAGAAAAAAGCACAUGAUAAUUGGUUGGCAGCUCGGACUGCUGAAAGAAAUCUUAAUGAUUUGAGGAAAGAAAAUGCUCACAAUAGACAAAAAUUAACUGAAACAGAGUUUAAAUUUGAACUUUUAGAAAAAGAUCCUUAUGCACUUGAUGUUCCAAAUACAGCAUUUGGCAGAGAGCAUUCCCCAUAUGGUCCCUCACCAUUGGGUCGACCUUCAUCUGAAACGAGAGCUUUUCUCUCCCCUCCAACUUUGUUGGAGGGUCCACUCAGACUCUCACCUUUGCUUCCAGGGGGAGGAGGAAGAGGCUCAAGAGGCCCAGGGAAUCCUCUGGACCAUCAGAAUACCAGUGAAAGAGGAGAAUCAAGCUGUGAUAGGUUAGCUGAUGCCCACAGAGCACUUUCUGACACUGGGUCCCUUUCACCUCCAUGGGAACAGGAUCGUAGGAUGAUGAUCCCUCCAUCAGGCCAAGCAUAUCCUGAUCCAGCUUUUCCUCCACAAAGGCAAGACAGAUUUUAUUCUGAUUCUGGCAGACUAUCUGGGCCAGCAGAGCUCAGAAGUUUUAAUAUGCCGUCUUUGGAUAAAGUGGAUGGUCCAGUGUCUUCAGAAAUGGAAUCCAGUAGAAAUGAUAAAAAAGACAACCUUGGUAAUUUAAAUGUGCCUGAUUCAUCUUUCCCUGCCGAAAGUGAAGCAGUGGGCCCUGGCUUCAUUCCUCCACCUCUUGUUCCAAUCAGGGCUCCAUUGUUUCCAAUGGAUACAAGGGGCCCAUUCAUGAGAAGAGGACCUCCUUUUCCUCCACCUCCUCCAGGAAGCAUGUAUGGAGCUCCCCGAGAUUAUUUUCCACCAAGGGAUUUCCCUGGCCCACCACAUCCUCCAUUUGCAAUGAGAAAUGUCUAUUCACCGAGAGGUUUUCCUCAUUACUUUCCCCCAAGAGCUGGAUUUUUCCCCCCACCCCCACAUCCUGAGGGUAGAAGUGAGUUCCCAUCAGGGUUGAUUCCACCUUCAAAUGAGCCUACUACUGAGCAUCCAGAACCACAACAAGAAACUUGAUAAUGUUUUUGAUCUCUCUUCAAAAAUAAUUUUGACUUCUCUCUCAUUUUCAGUUUAAGUAACUGCUGUUACUUAAGUAAUUAUACUUUUGCUCAAAUUGAAGCUUAAUGGAAUUAUAAUUCUCAGGAUAGUAUUUUGUAAAUAAAGAUGAUUUAAAUAUGAAACUUAUGAGUAAAUUAUUUCCAUUUUAUUUUAUUCUAGGUAGUAUAAUUAUUUUAAUUUGAUUAACAAAUCCACUAUCACAUAAACAAUAAUGGGAGUUUUAUAUGUAAUCUUGCAGUUGGGGAUGUUUUAAACUCCAAAGGCUGUGUCUUUUUGCCAAGAACUGUAUUUACUAUGGUUGUAGACAAAUGUGAAAGUAACUUUAUGCUUAAUUAAA